AAGGUUCAAGUCACACAUCAGUAAUGAACGAUACCUACCUACUAUCAUAAGCCACAUGCUUACUGCAGAUAGGUAUGUGAGCGUGAUUUCUCGUGAGUCGAUGACCGAUUUGUGUAAUCUCUUGGUGCUUAAUUCGAGGGUAAUGCGGGGGCGGGGCUCAUAUUCCGGAGUUGUUUUCUUUGAAUAUUUCUAGGGAAGCCGGCAAACACAUCUACCGACUCAAUGGCGAAGGAGACGAACGGAAAAGAUUACGCAGUAUGUGAUCCUUGUCGGGCGAAGAAAAUUCGAUGUGAUAGAGACAAACCCUCAUGCGCCAAUUGUGUCCGUAUCGGCCAGAGAUGUGAAUGGUCAGGCCAGGGUAAAAAAUGUAACCAAACGGCACUUCUAAGUCAUACAAUUGAUAGUCUUGGCAGUCGCCUGCUAAAUCUGGAGGUAUACGAGUCCUAUUUCUCUGAAGUUGUUCCCGAUAAAAAGCCUUACAUGAGUGUUUGAAGAAUCUAGUAUCCGAUAACCAG
Molecule: messenger RNA, 515 nt
Organism: Hypoxylon trugodes
Lineage: Eukaryota; Fungi; Ascomycota; Sordariomycetes; Xylariales; Hypoxylaceae
Exons: 5
Coding region: 223-492 (89 amino acids)
Biological process (GO): regulation of DNA-templated transcription
Cellular component (GO): nucleus
Molecular function (GO): DNA-binding transcription factor activity, RNA polymerase II-specific; zinc ion binding
Source: RefSeq, a predicted model, not a curated record